Molecule: messenger RNA, 705 nt
Organism: Perca fluviatilis (European perch)
Lineage: Eukaryota; Metazoa; Chordata; Actinopteri; Perciformes; Percidae
Product: gamma-crystallin M2-like
Exons: 3
Coding region: 77-604 (175 amino acids)
Biological process (GO): visual perception; lens development in camera-type eye
Molecular function (GO): structural constituent of eye lens
Source: RefSeq, a predicted model, not a curated record
GCACUCUGCACAUUUCGUUAAUCAAUAAAUACUUUGAUGGGGCUGCAGCAGAGAAUGAGGUUUACAGUGCAUCCAAAUGGGGAAGAUCACAUUUUUUGAGGAGAAUAAAUUCCAGGGCCGCUGCUAUAACUGCAGUAGCGACUGUGCCGACCUGCACACGUACUUCAGCCUCUGCAACUCCAUCAGGGUGGAGAGCGGUGUGUGGGUGAUCUAUGAGAAACCCAACUACAAGGGUUUCCAGUACAUCCUCAGCCCUGGGGAGUACGCUGACAGCCAGCAAUGGAUGGCCUUCAGCGAAAACGUGAAAUCCUGCCGCCCCAUAAAGAAUGUGUAUGGCAGUGCGUGGAAGCUGAGGCUGUACGAGAGGCCAGACUUCGGAGGGCAGAUGGUGGAGUGCUCUGACGACUGUCCUUCAGCGUACGAUACCUACAAGCUGCGCGAGGCUUACUCCUGUGUGGUGACCGAUGGCGCCUGGGUGUUGUACGACCUCCCCAACUACAGGGGGCACCAAUACCUCCUAGAGCGAGGCGAGUACCGGCAGCACGGCGACUGGGGGGCAGCCUUGCCUGGUGUCGGCUCCUUCCGCAGGAUCACAGAGUUUUAACCCUACCUCAGCUUUAGCCUCGACCAAGAAAGGGAUCAAGACCUUUCCAAAUGCCCACACACUCACUCAACACCAUCAAUAAAUGAGAAGCAAAACACUGA